AUGAAUCUCUACAUUUUGACGUUUUUUAUUCUAACCUACGUUGCAAGUACUUUUUCCACUUAUCACAAUUGCCCACAACCUAUUGGAAAUCGCCCAAAACAUUGCAAGAAAAGUUGUGAAAACGAUGAAGAGUGCAAGGGACAUAAACGAUGUCUAUGCGAUGGAGAGUGUGGAUUAUCGUGUGUGAAUCCGAGCUCAACUUGCCAUCCUCUUGAUCAUUUGGAGAAUGGCUAUAUCAGGACAUCAAACGAGAAUCGUUUUGGCUCAAAUGCUGAAUAUAGUUGUCAAAAGGGCUACGUGCUCAUUGGUCCUUCACAACGGCGAUGUCAAGCGAGCAAGGAUUGGAGUGGAUCACAGCCGCUGUGCCGACUGCAAUUGAAAUGUGGCCCUCCACCGGAACUUCCAUAUGCCGUUCACGACGGUGCCUCGUUCUCCGGAGAGUACGAUCUUGAAACAGAAGUUCAAUACUCGUGUGUACCCGGGUAUCACCGCUUCAACUCUAAGGGAUUGGCUCUAGCAAAAUGUCUCCUCAAUCGCAAAAACAUUGCCCAAUGGUUUGGGCCAGAUUUGAAAUGCAAAGCAAGAACUUGCUCCGAUCCGGGUCGAGUGGAGAAUGGCAUUCGAGAAGGCGACGUUUUUGAGUAUCCACAUCAAGUUGUCUACAAAUGUUUACCGGGUUUCCUCCUUGUUGGCCCAUCAGCGCGAAAAUGCGAGAGCAACGGAGAAUGGACAGAGACAACUCCUGUUUGCAAGGCAACGGAAUGUCCUCGACCACCAGAUCCUCUGCAUGGCAGAGUGUUGGGCGCAUCAUUGACUUAUCAAAGCACUGUCACUUAUUCCUGCAAAGAUGGCUAUCGACUCGUCGGUCAAGUUCAACGAAUUUGUUUGGCUGAGGGAAUCUGGGCUGGACAAGAGCCACGCUGUGAAGAAAUCCGUUGUCCAUCCCUGCCCUCUCUUAGCAAUGGCUACAUCGAAGGAGGCGAUACACACUUUGGAGCAAUCGCGGUUUUCAGAUGCUAUGAAAAGAUGACUCAUGAGGGAGCGACUGAGGCAAAAUGCCUUCAAAAUGGGCAAUGGUCUCAUCCACCGCCAAAAUGUUUAGGAGUUUGUCGAGUCCCAUCAAUUGAAAAUGGACGUAUCGAGAGCUAUGCUGUGGGCGCAUUCGUGCAAUCGGGAUCAAAUGUUCAAGUGAAAUGUGAGGAUCGACAUGAAACAAAAUCCCUAACAACGAUGAGUUGUCACAAUGCUUCGUGGAGCCAUUUACCGAUUUGCGAACCAUUAAGCUGUCACACUUGGCCACCACGAGUCGCCCACGCUCGAGUUCUCUUUACAAAGUCUUCACACGGAUCAAGAGCCAAAUACGAGUGUAAACCUGGAUUUCGACUUAACUCACCAUCGCCAACUAUCAAGUGCCUCUUCGGUGAAUGGAUACGAGACGAGCCGCCACUUCGGUGUAUCUCAAGUGCUUGUGAACACCCUAUGGUGACCUAUGGAAAAAUUGAAAACGGAAAAAUCAUGCUAGAAGGCCUAAUGGGACCAUACGAUUUUGCUGAUUAUAUACAAAAGGUGGACAUUGGAAGAAAUAUUAUUUUUCAAUGCGAGAAGGGAUUUUAUUUGAUUGGCUCACCAAAAGCUUCGUGUGUGAAUGGGGAAUGGAAACCAAAGAGUGUGCCGAGAUGUCAACAACAGACACAUCCAAUGGUUGAUGGGAUUAUUUGGAAUCGAAGCAAGAGAAGUAUUAAGGGAAAUGAAGAAAAUAGCCGCUCCUCCAGACACGCUUUUCCCAGCUCUCCAUGUCCUCGAAUCACCGCCGAUGAAACUCAAAUGAUCAUCCCGCAUUCCCCUUUGGAAAUUUCCGUGGCUUGCAGGGAAGGAUAUGAGGGACCAAAUGGUCAACCGAUUCGCCUCCAUUGCUCUACCCAUAACAAUACUUGGAUUCCUUUAUUGCCCAUCUGUUUUCCAAAAUCUUGCCGAAUCCCUGCUAGACUUCAUGUGUUUUUCUUGAGAGUUAACGAUUCACAAAUCAUUGAAUCGAAUGGUUUACUUCCUGACUCAACUAUCGGCAAAAUGGUUUGCAUUCGGGGAUUUCAGUUAAAAGGUAAUGCAAUGCUCAAAUGCAAUAAAGGUUUAAUCGAGGAGGCGGCUGGGGAAUGUGUACCACAAGAAUGUCUCCUCGAUUCAGUACCAGGUGGAAAAUAUAUUCCAUCAUUGAAAACCCUUGUUCACGCUCAAAAAAUCAUUCUUCAAUGCCAAGCGGAGAAUGUAACGAUUGAGUGCAAUCGGGGAAUUCUUCAACCAGCACCUUCAUGCUUUCAAAAUGCUUCACUUUACUGUGUCCCACCACAAGACACGACUCCUGCUAUCAUUUUUCGUUUACAAGGAGAACAAAAACUUUUUCUGGAUCGUUAUCAACAAGUUUACCCAAGUGGUUCAAUCUUUCAAUAUCGUUGUGAUGCUUCGAGAGAAGAAGCUAGUGGAAUCGAGUGUGUUGAGGGGAAAUGGAUCAGCAAUUUAUUGCCUUGUCUUGCUGAGAAUGUGACAACGGUGACGAGAUUGCCGACAGAAGGCGCUUGUCCCGAGCCUCCACUCGAUCGACAGUACCGAAUUGUGAAUCUCGAGAAUUAUGUUCAAUCAAGUCAUAACAGAUUUCCGCAUGGAACCUCUUUACAAAUCGGUUGUAGCAUUUGGGCACCAAAUGAUCCGAUUGUUGAGUGGAAAUGCCGUCGAGGGAAAUGGGGAAAACGCGGAAAGCUCGCUUGCCCGAAUAGUAUGGCUUGUGAAUUUAAAACUGAUCUCACUGGACGAACGCUCGCUUACUCGGUUGAUCGAAGAGAGCUCUUGUUGUUCAAUCAGAAGCUGCCAGAGAACUCAAAAAUCUUGUAUCGAUGCUCAGAGGUUGGUUUUUUCCGUCUUCGUGGAAAGGCUGAAGCCGAGUGCCGCGAAGGGGAGUGGAGUGUGAAAGCGCCGAGAUGUGAACCCCUUGAUCCAAAGAGUCCGAUAGCUGAAGAUGCUGCACCGAUUUUCUUCACGGUUGAUGGUUCACAGCAUGCAAUCUCUCAUCGAGGUGACUUGAUUGUCGCUCGAUCCGCGACAAUCACUUUCAGUUGUCUUCUGCCGAAGAGUAGGGGAAAGCCUGUAUGGGAAACCACUUCAACGUAUCGAUCUUAUCCACAAAGCUGGGAAAUUAUCGAUGCUUUCAACUACAGAAAACUUGAUGCAUAUCAAUUGACGGUUGCCGGCGCUCAACCAGAAGACAACGGUGUUUUUAACUGUAUCACACCAUUUGGAGAACGCCAUUCGAUUAAAUUAAUCGUUCAAAAUGUAAACUGUCCACCACUACGCAACUCCACUCAUUUACAUGUGCAUUUUACGCAGAGAAACUUUUAUGUCGGUACUGUGGCACAAUUUGUUUGCCCAAAUGGCUAUCGAGUGACCGGGGCAAGGAAAUCGAUUUGCUUGAUGGAUGGUCGAUGGUCUCAUGAAGCACCUGAAUGCCAAGCCGUUCAAUGCCCUCCACUUGUCCUCAACACUCAACAUUUAAGUGCGACAGUCUCCUCUUUCAAAUUUGGUGGAAUUUCUCAAUUUUCUUGUGACAAGGGCUACACAUUGAUUGGAAAUGAGCAUCUUCAUUGCACUUCGAGAGGCACCUGGAGUGAGAGGGUUCCCUAUUGUGCUGUCGUUCAAUGUGGUGAAAUUUUCCCGCCGAGAAACGGUUUUGUCAUUGGUGGAUCAACAAAUAAAGUCUUUAGAAAGGGGGAUAUUGUGAUGUUUGGUUGCGCAGAUUCGCAUUUGUUGACAGGCACGGAUUUUGUGAUGUGUCAAGCGAGUGGGAAAUGGAGUAAAACAGCAGCAAAUUGUUCUCCAUAUUGUAAAUACCCUGGCACUCCUGAAUUCGGUCAAUCAACAUCACCACCAAAGGACUACUACUUAGUUGGUGACAAAUUGGUUUACUAUUGUCCUGGCAAUGGCUAUCGUCUCUCAGCCGAUAAUGUAUUGGUUUGUGUUGGAGCUGGACGAUGGAGUCGAAGUGUGCCUCGUUGUGUACCAAGUUAUGAUGAU
Messenger RNA from Mesorhabditis belari, 4059 nucleotides. Lineage: Eukaryota; Metazoa; Nematoda; Chromadorea; Rhabditida; Rhabditidae. The record is from the annotation of a GenBank genome assembly.